Molecule: messenger RNA, 1155 nt
Organism: Melanotaenia boesemani (Boeseman's rainbowfish)
Lineage: Eukaryota; Metazoa; Chordata; Actinopteri; Atheriniformes; Melanotaeniidae
Gene: selenos
Product: selenoprotein S
Exons: 6
Coding region: 150-728 (192 amino acids)
Biological process (GO): endoplasmic reticulum unfolded protein response; retrograde protein transport, ER to cytosol
Cellular component (GO): Derlin-1 retrotranslocation complex; endoplasmic reticulum membrane; Derlin-1-VIMP complex
Source: RefSeq, a predicted model, not a curated record
CCCGGAGCCAACACGUCAUCCUGAAUCUGUCAGCGUUUCUCCCGCCGCCAUAACCCAGGGACAGAAAGUGUCUGUCCGAUAAUCGAUGAUCGAGCGUGGAGGAGGCUCGCGCGGCAGGUAGCUGAUAAGGUUAGCUUCUAGCGGCUCAGAUGGAUGAUGUGGAGAUUGAAGACGUCGAUGGGGAAUACUCUCCUCCCCACCGAGCUCCCCUGAAGAACCAGGACAUAAGUACUGUGGUCUACAUCGUAGGAGAGUUCCUGGCCCAGUACGGGUGGCACCUUCUGGUUCUGACUGUGGGGGUCUACCUGCUCAUCCAACACCUGAAGAAGAGGAGGUCCAGACAUAGUAACCACUACACCCAACCUCCUACACCACAAGAUGCAGAUGUAGUUGCGAGAAGACAGGAGGCAAUGGAAGCCGCUCGGAGGAAGAUGCAGGAGGAGCUUGAUGCCAAAUCAGCCGUCUUCAAAGAGAAACAGAAACAGCAAGAAGAAGAGAGAAGGAAGCAGAAGAUAGAGAUGUGGGAGAGCAUGCAGCAGGGAAAGAGCUGCAAAGGAACUACCCAACUUCCUCAGAACCCCGAGGAGGCCGGUCCAUCAUCAACCGGACUGAAACCAAAGACGGACAAGAAGCCGCUUCGCAGUGCCGACUACAACCCCCUGACUGGACAGGGUGGAGGUUCCUGCUCCUGGAGGCCGGGCAGGAGAGGGCCGUCAUCCGGUGGAUGAGGGUAAAUAAAGUUUGAGGCGCUGGUCUCCGUGACCGUGGACCUCUUACAGUCUGUGCACACUGGCUGACUGAACCAAGCUGACAACGAAACCAAACCACGUUUUCAUUUCUGUUUCCACCACCGUAUGAUUUUACGUUCUGUACUGUUAGGAUGACCUGAUUCUGUGUUCAGUUGGAAGCUUGUAAUGAAGCCGCUCCUGGAAAUGGAUUUUAACCAACAGGUUCGGCUGAUUAACUUCACUGCCAGUGUGUUUAUUUUACUUCCCACAUGUGUUUAUCGCCAUGUGCCACCACAGAAGAAGAGUUUAUAUUUGAGGACAUUGUGUAAGUGUAAGAAAUUAUGCAUUGAGAUUAAACUGUUUGAAAAAUUUCGAUUGAUCAAAAUGUAAAGUUGUAAUUUUUCUGCAAUAAAGUUGUUUGAACCUG